AUGGCUAGUACAAGUGGUUCAGCCGGUUCUUUUGAUUUAAGUGAUAUUAAUACCGAUAUAGAUGGAUUUGAUAUAGAAGGUGACGAUAUAUUACCUGAAACUGAACCUGAACAAAUAAAUAAUGAAUUAGGCAAUGAGAAUCAAGAAAUUAUAAUUGGAAGAUAUAAAAAAAAAACAUCUGUUGCUCAUUUGAACUUUACCUUAAAUAAACAAAAUAAUACUUAUUCUUGUAUCCACUGCAGUAUAACCUAUAAAGCAUCGAAAGAUGGCUCAACUUCUACACUUCUAAAACAUCUUAGAAAUAAACAUAGUAAUUUAAUUUCUGGUGAAAAGAAAGUAGUAGUAGGAGCAAUGGAUAAGUUCGUAAAACAAGCAGAUGAACUAGUACAGGAUGAUCAUUUUAAAUUAAUGAUAAAAAGACUCAAUCGUGAAGCCACUAUUCCAUCCGCUGUUACCAUAUGCAAAGAUAUUCACCAAGCAUUCAAUGAUGAGCAAACUUUUAUACUAGAGGAAUUGCAAAAUGUGCCUGGGCAAAUUUCAUUUACUCUUGACGCGUGGACGUCAAAAAACCAGAUUCCAUUCCUUGGAAUUACAGCUCAUUGA
Molecule: messenger RNA, 603 nt
Organism: Rhizophagus irregularis DAOM 181602=DAOM 197198
Lineage: Eukaryota; Fungi; Glomeromycota; Glomeromycetes; Glomerales; Glomeraceae
Source: RefSeq, a predicted model, not a curated record